Messenger RNA from Purpureocillium lilacinum, 303 nucleotides. Its product is annotated as non-histone chromosomal protein 6. NCBI's taxonomy places the organism in Eukaryota, Fungi, Ascomycota, Sordariomycetes, Hypocreales, Ophiocordycipitaceae. Gene Ontology annotation, molecular function: DNA binding, bending. The record is from RefSeq and is a predicted model, not a curated record.
AUGCCUAAGGCAGCAGCUAGCAAGCGUGGCGCCAAGGAGGUCAAGAGACGCGGCAAGAAGGACCCCAACGCUCCCAAGCGUGGUCUCUCUGCGUACAUGUUCUUCGCCAACGAGCAGCGCGAGAACGUCCGUGAGGAGAACCCCGGCAUCACCUUCGGCCAGGUCGGCAAGCUCCUGGGCGAGCGAUGGAAGGCCCUGAAUGACAAGCAGCGGGCCCCGUAUGAGGCCAAGGCCGCUGCUGACAAGAAGCGCUACGAGGACGAGAAGCAGGCUUACAACGCUGAGGCCGAUGACUCUUCUUAA